CAUCAUGGCCUGUCCAACCCACCAGCUCCCCAAACCGAAGAGCGUGCUUCGUGUUUGUGUUUCUGCGUUGUUUCGUUCGUUCCUCCGGACAAAAUCACCCCCCCCCCCGCGUCACGACUCAAUGCUGCUACCACAAAAGAUUCGGUGCCAUCAUCAACUACAGAUAGCAUUUGGACGGCAAGGCAACGACCAUCAUCUCACCCAUUCCUCGGCAAGUGCACAACGCCCGACGAAGCACGGAGAGCAAACCAAAGAAUCAAGGAGCCUUCGAAGAACCCUGGCUGGAUCGAGGGCCCGGACGGUCGAUUUUAUUCGAUUCGAUUCGAUUCGAACCAAAACACAACACAACACAACACAACACCACAUUCGGAACCUGCACACGGUCCGGCAUCCUGCGAGUGCAAGAGACCACCAAACACMGCAUUGCGUGGCGACCCCCCGGAAGCAGACGCAGCGGCACAGCCGAACAACAAACCUAGCGGAGCGGAGCGGAGGAAUGCGACAGCGGGUGGUCUGCGUGCCAGCGCAUCGAAAACCCACGCACCACCGUGCCAUGGAGCAAGGGCCAUCGCCGUUGCCGUCCGCGACCCGGAGCACCUUCCGCAGGCGCACCCGGUUCCGGUCCGCUGCGGCGGCGCUGUGCUGGUCGGUGGUGGCGGCGGUCCUGUCCCUGUCGGCGGGCCCGGCGAUUCUUUUCUGCGCGGCCGAAGGGGAAGCCACCGGCGGCUCGGGGGUGAUCCCCUCCGCCGGUGCGACCGGUGCCCCCACGGUCGCUCCCACCCGUCGUCCCAUCGUCCUCGUCUUUGACGGCGAAAAGGCCACGAUCCAGGGCGACGACGACGAAUCGGACCGCGAGCCGUACUCCCGCGGGUGGAUCAACUACGCCUUUUAUUUUUUUCGCUACGGCGCCCUCCUGUGCCUCGUCUGCUACCCCUGCGUCCGCGGGCUCGGGGUGUGGCAUUCCGCGGGGGGCCGGAUCCUCCUGCGGUACUCCUCGUACGACGACCGCGGACGGGGGAUCGGCCUUCCCACCGGCCUGCGCUACCGGCCGGCAGACAUCGAGCGGUGGCUCUUUCUCACGGGCCUGGUCGACCCGGCGGAGGGGGGUCCCGGCUCCCAUCCCCACGGCCCCCGUCCCCCGCGGGCGGUCCCCGACCGGCUGACGCACGCGGAGGUCCUCGCCCUGCCGGAGAUUUCCGCCCCGGCGCCGCUCCGGGGCGAAGACGAGCACGGGACGGCCCACGGAUCCGGCGAUUGCGAUCGCGAUUGCGAUUGCCACCAAACGGCGGAGGUGGUUCGGAUCGGAGCGGGGAAAGAGGAAGGCAGCCCGACCGAGGAACACGCCGAGCCCGGCGGCGGCCCUUGCACCGACGCGGAUGCCGGGGAAGCGGCGGCGGCGUCGACCGCAACCACCACCACUACCACCACCACCAAGUCGACCGCCUGCUCCAUCUGCCUCGACGAUUUCGAGGCCGGCGAGCCCCUCCGGUUGCUCCCGCGGUGCGGCCACGCCUUUCACACCGACUGCAUCCUCCCGUGGCUGACGGAGCGACAGGGCGUCUGUCCCUACUGCAAGGUCCCGGUGAAGGAGCCGCCGCGAGGGAGCGACGAGGACGAGGACGAGGACGAAGGUGUAGAUGCGGACGCGGACGCGGAUUUGGACGAGGAGGCCGGAGGGGGACGCCGGGGCCCUUGAGCCGGGUGCACAAUCGAAUCGAAUCGAAUCCGUUUGUUCGUUCGUUCGUUCGUUCGUUUCAAUCGCCAGCCAGCCACACGUUACGAGCGAAUCGGAAGCUGGUCCCGGGAUGCCUGCACGGUGCAAAGGAACGGACCGGCCCUGGUCUGUAUCCUGUAUUCGAUUGGAAGAACCCAUCGGGUCCCGGAACGUGGAACGGAUUGCGUGUGUCUGUUUGCAACGUGCUGCCGGAAGAACUGACUGGAACCACUGGUUCCAAGCCCACGAAGCGGGGAACCCAAAGCGGUUGUUGGACAAUUCGGGUCGUGCCCCUUUAGGAAGGGUUCCCGAAAACCAGCAGCGGAGGGCUCUGGUUUGGAAUUGUCCUAGAUUUCCAUUCCGGUUUUGUUUGCACUAGCCAGUGGUUGGACUGCACUCAAACCUCAUAGCACGAAUGAGGAUGCUGCGGAAACGAAGCACACCCACGUCGGCCAAAGAUUGAUAAUAGUACUCCAACCUCUAACCCCCAGGUGCGACUAUGAUACAUACGAUAUUGCUUCCAGGACGUACGUAUCGUACGUACGACUUGUAUGGUAUGGGAUCGAGUUGAUGAAACUUCUUACAAACAGUUGGGAAGAACUUGUACGGCCUGUUUCUACGAUUGAUGAACCAAGAGUUUCCGUACCGUACCGUACCGUACUAACCUUAAGUAAUAGAACACGUACUACUGCGCACUGCUCUGAAAUAAUUAUGACGCCCGUAGUUCACGACCCUGCCAUCACACGGAACGAGUUCACGCGCGCUAUGUAGAAUGGUUUUUAGCUAUUGUUUUGCUUUGUUUUUAAUUUAUUUGAAACGGAGAAUCGCGAGCGUUAGAGCAAGACGGUAACCCAGAGUGCUACUCCGCUGGCCUACUCACCUUUUUUCGCAACCGUCAGCCAUCUUUUUCGCAACGGAAUUUUUGUUUCCGUUUCCCGUUCCUUCGCUUGCCCUUCCGAUGCCGAUCCGAUCCCCAUCUGCGGAGGUACGAGUAGAAGUACGCUACGGAACGAGUACGAGUACGUUGCGCUGCGAAUGCUUCGUUUGGAACGAACAACCGGAAUCUCCUCUCGCUCCCAUUUUGGCAAACCCCGUGCUUCCAGCUCGUCGAAGCGUCCUUCGCAUCGCACCAACACCGCUCCGAAACUCCAUGACGGCCAUGCUGCUGUCGCCUCCGUGCUCGCACGAACUCAAAACAACAAGCGAUGCGUGCGGAACCGAGAACGACGGCUCAAGGAGACACGCCUUGGGCAUCGAAAUCGAACGGACCAACAACGAGUUCGCGGAGGAAAGGUGCCGAGAGAUCCUUUCCCACUACGAAGAGGAAUCCCACCGUCCCGAGCACGAAGACGCGCGGUGGCUCGUCGGACAGCUGGAUCGAGAGGAGCAGGAAAUCGCCGCCCGGUGCUCCUAUGCCUAUUGGUAUCUCUCGCGGCGCUCGCUCGAGGAACCUUCGGCGCAAGCCGUCAAAGAUCCCGCCCGGUUUGCGAGCGCCAUGCAGGAGGCACGCCGCCACUUGGACUGCGCCGACCACCGAUCGGAGGUCCUAAAGGUCUUUCGGGAGACCCUGGACUUUCACCGGUCCCACAAAACAGCGCUCUACCGAACCUGCAUGGUUGACGCUCCCGGCGCGGACAAGGGCCUGUCGGACUCCGAAAAGGAACUGAGCAAGGGACGCAGGGAACGCAUCGGCGACGAAAUGAAGGACCUCCAAACCAACGUCGUUCGGGGCCACGACCGGGAGGACCGCGCGAUUUUCUUUGCCUUUCCCCGCCGAAAAGCCGGGACCUCGGAGGACGCCUUUGUGGAUUCGCUGGUGUACACCGUGGAACGCGCCGCGGCCUCUUCCGAGUUCCAAUCGAUCGGCCGCCAGGACCAGAUCGUCGUCGUUCUCGAUACCAAGGGGAGCUCCUGCCCGCCCUUCAAGACCCUGCAGGCCGCCGUUGGAAUACUCCAAAACUUUUAUCCGGGACGCCUGAAAACAUGCGUGAUUCUCAAUCCCCACUACGUGGUCACGGGAAUCUUCCGGAUGAUCAAACCCUUUAUGCACCCCCUCACCUUCUCCAAGUUUGUGCUGGUCAAAGCCAAGCGACAGAGCGGCAUUGCAGAGGAAGACUCGGUGCUGUCCCGGUUGAUCGACGAGUCGCAGGCCAUGCCCGAAAUGAUGCCGGGGCGUGGGAAGCUCGCCUCGAAGGUAGACGUGGACCGAUUCUUGUACAAAGUCCCUUUUUAUCGGCUCUACGAUUGCACCGACCCCGAGCACGACCCGAAGCUGCUAGACAGGGAAACACACUCGACAACCUCCACCACGCUAUCGCUGUCGUCGUCGUCGUCGUCCCUGUCCCUGUCGUCCGAUGCCGCCGACGAAGACGAACACGAAUGCGACGAGGCGACCGAACCGUUGGCAAACCUUGAAAGGGGAACCACCAAGGCCAAACCCACCCGAGUGGCGCUGCGUUCCCUGGCCGUGGGGCAGCUCUCCGUGCGAGCCAGCCCCGGAUCUCCCAUGGUGGUCGAUCUCAGAAUCGUUGGCUGAACGACACGAAUGGCGGCACGACCGGACGAAACACAAAAAAAGACGACACCGUGCACCAGAAAUGCUUUCAUCGAUUUCACUCGGGGAUAGAUACAACUUGUUCGAAAUAGAUAGGAACGAUUAUU
Messenger RNA from Pseudo-nitzschia multistriata, 4375 nucleotides. Lineage: Eukaryota; Bacillariophyta; Bacillariophyceae; Bacillariales; Bacillariaceae. The record is from the annotation of a GenBank genome assembly.